Oryzias melastigma (Indian medaka) is the source of this 5475-nucleotide messenger RNA. It is a transcript of the gene ankrd6a, whose product is annotated as ankyrin repeat domain 6a. Lineage: Eukaryota; Metazoa; Chordata; Actinopteri; Beloniformes; Adrianichthyidae. Bases 1335 to 3035 code for a protein of 566 amino acids. Gene Ontology annotation, molecular function: protein binding. The transcript has 17 exons. The record is from RefSeq and is a predicted model, not a curated record.
GCUCUUAGUGCAGACAUUAAAUACCGGCGGUUUUUCUGAGUUCUUCUGUCUGAAGCUGCAAUUAUUGCAGCUCAGACGAGCCAGCUGUUGAUGAUGGAAAAGAAUUAUCUUUUAAUAAGAUCAGAGCUUCACAUCUGUGUUCAUAUCAUGAUAAAAACCACCCUCCUCCCCCCACUUUUCGUCCUCUUUGAGCUAAAAGAUUGAGACUGAGCUCCUGGUGUCCAUCAAAACACGUUUCUUUGGGAAAACAGUUUUCAAACCAAUAAUUUACGAGAGAAACUCAAUUUUUAUCAUUAUAUCGGAACGUUUCUUGAGCGUAUCAGGUACUACCUUCCUCGAAUCUCCUCUGCUGUCUGCACGCACUAAUAGGGGCUUACACGAGCUCCCGCCCUCUGAACCGCCGCUCCACCACAUCUGGCAUCCUCCCUGCACAUCUUCAAUCACCGAGCGACCCGCCUGCUGCCGCAGCAUCUUCUGACACACAAACGCUGGUUUUAAAGGGUCGCUGGACGUCAACCGACUGCUCCGUUUUGAUGCAGAAAGGCUCCCCAGGCUCUGUGGAGGUUCAGGUGGUCAUUUCCUCAUUUGGAAGUUGAAGAGGUCGAUGGUGGAACUGCACUCAAACAUCAAGUGGAAGAAGCAGUGGUUUUUCCAACAACAUUUUCAGUGACUCAUCAAACUCAAAGAACUUUUUCAUCUUAAAGGAGUAACAACACUAAUACACAUUUGAAUCAGGAGAAGAAAAAAUCCAGAUUGAAGCAAAUAAAGAAAGACAAACAUGUAAUAUAACCUUCACCUAUGAUCCAAAAUGUGCAAUUACUAGAAGGGAUACAUUAAAAAAGAAAACAUUUUGUUCUUUCACAGAAACCAAGUUCAAAAGAAAAAUGUCCUUAAAGUAUUGUGUAUUUGUUGUGUGUCUCUUCCACAUUUGAGGAACUCGACUCAGAUUUAUCCCGCCCCCCCGCCAACGCAUCAGAUCAAAAUGAAAUUGCACACAUCAAUCCGGAGCCGGUUACACAGAGGAAAAAAAAACAGAAAACAGCAACACUCAGCGACAGGCAGCAGCAGCACUGAGGGAUUAGAGGACACAGCCCUGCAUGUGUACAUGCUUCAUGUACACGACUGUUGUAUCCACAAUGUAGAUUAAAGGCUGACCGCCCCCCACCAUGAAGCAUAAUCUGACCAUCUGAGCUAAUGCAGCCGCCCCGUCGUCCAGUGUUUUUAACCUCACAUGCUGCCCAACGUCACUUAGAGUCGCCUCAAAUCUAGAAACUUGUCUUCCGUUACCUUUUCAUGCUGCCAGGCGCCACGGUUCUGCAGAGAGAUCUUCUGAGAUGGAAAACUUUGUCUCCAAGGGUUCAGGUGUGCAGACGGCGCUGCACCGUGCCGCCAAGGUGGGCAACGCUCAGACGGUAGCCGCUCUGAUUAAUGGAGGCUGUGCUGUGGAUCUACAGGACAGGGACGGGAACACGGCGCUCCACGAGGCGUCCUGGCACGGAUUCUCCCCCUGUGUCAAACAGCUCAUCAAGGCCGGAGCUGAUGUGAAACUCAGGAACAAGGUGGGGAACAUUGCACUUCAUCUGGCGUGUCUGAACGCCCACACUCAGACAGCUCGCCUCCUGCUGCUCGGAGGGUCCAGCCCAGACUCCCAAAACGCUAAAGGGGAAACUCCUCUUCAUGUUGCUGCUGCUCUCAACCACAAGAAAACCGUCCAGAUUUUGCUGGAGGUCGGUGCCGACAGAACAAUCCAGAACCGCGCGGGAAAAACGGCCCUGGACAAAGCCAGAGACAACCGCCACAAAGAGGUGGCUCUUCUUCUGAUGGAUGCCCUACAGGCCGGCUGCCUGAGUAGAAAGACGCCCAAACUGAGACCUAAAAGUGGCUGCAGAGCAGAAACACAACAAGGCAAAGACAGAAGCUCCACAGUAGAGGAAUCACCCAGCAGUGGAUCAACUGACUCCAGGACAGACGUCCAGGCUGGAAAAGAAAACGACUCACCUGAAUACCAGCACGACCAGAGGGAAGCCCUCAGUGAUGAGGAAGAUGCUGGUUCUGUUCCGACAGGAAGAGCCUUCCAGCUGUACACCCUGUACAGAGACAGAGAUGGCAGGAUCCAGCAGGCUCCAGCCAGCAGGUGUCGCUGCGGGCCUCAGCUGAAGAGGCUGGAGGAGCAGCUGAAGGACACACAAGAGGAGACCCGGCUGAAGAUCCUGAAGGUGCAGGAGCAGGUCAGCCGACGGCUGGACAGGAUGGAGCGCCAAAGCAGACACCAGCUGAAAGUGUUGGACGUGAUCAACCAAGACAGAGCAGCUGCAGAGAGGAAGAGCUUAAUGUCCAGGAUGGAGCAGAGUGCAGCACGGAUCAGAGCUGAGGCCAGGAUGGCUCAGGCAGCAGUGAGGCAGGAGCUGAGGAGGUGGUGCUUCUCCUGGGUGGAGGGGGUCCCGGCUGAAGGCCAGUACGAAAAACUGCUGCUUUCUCCAUCGGUGGAACCAUCUGAGGCGGACCCGGAGUCAGCUCCUCUUCUGUCCGGAGACAGCAGCCUGUUGCUGGAGAGCCCGAACACAGAGGAUACGGAGGGGGGGACGUACUUUGAGAUGAAGGUGGACAGAUGUUCAGAUGCUGAGCAGAACUCUGCACUCCCUCCCCCUUCUGCUGAACAAUCCUCUCACCUCCCACUGGACUCUUCUGACCCCUGCUGGCCGUCUUCAGAACUGCAGGGCAGCAGUGAGGGCAGGUCCAGUGUGAACAGCGGGGGGCGUCCUGACAGCUCCACAGUGCUGGAAUUCUUCUCAGACCGACCUGCUGAGCUCACGUUCAGCCAGGAGAGGAACAAUCUGCACGCCAUGGAGGUGACUCAGCGAUUCUUUGAAACCGUCUCGGCCCAGUUGGAGCUCUGGUGCCACAGGAAGAUUCUGGAGGCGGAGCAACAGGCGGAGCUCAGAGCACAGGUGGACAAGAAGGAACUGCUGCAGCAGAUCAGCACACUGGAGGCGGAGCUACAGAAGCUUAAGACCAAUGAGAAUGGUGAAAACUAAAAUUUGAUCUGAGCAUAACUGAUAUCAAACAUGAGGACUUCUUCUUAGAUUCCAGUGGAGAACUAAAGAAUCAAACGUGUUAAAGCAGCAAGAAGUCGUCUGGAUCAUUUCAAGUGUCUUAGACCAGCCAACUUUGAUGUUGAGAUCACGGUUUUUGAGAAAAGACUGACCCAGAUUUGGACACACUUGGAAAAAAUCUGCGCUACUUUUGGAACUUUGGGCUUGCCAGGUAUCACAUAUGCGACUCUGAGGUCAGGAGCCGGGCCAGCCUUGGCUCACAUCAUGUGUUGCUGAUGCAGGCCAGGUCUACAGAUAAACUUGCUAAUAUUAUUACAUUUUUCUACACAUUUUUUUACAUACCUUUAAAAAUAUAAAGUACAGCUAAUUCAAAGUCUUUGUUCAGUAUUAUAAGGUUACAGAGACAUCUCUGCUGGGUUAAGAUGGCAGAAAAUCAAUUGAAGACCCUUUAUCUAUAAAUAAAGAGAAGUUGGGACAGUGGAAACCCUUUUCUGGAUGAAUAUAAGGAUUCAUUCUGUUAGUCAGUCAAACACGGUGGUGGGAGGGUGAUGGUGUGGACCUGAAAUUCACAAUUUCUUAUUUUGAAUAGAAAUCAUUAGGUUAUGGGGUUGGACUCUUAAAUAAUAACAGAGAAAACAUCAGUAGCAUUUUUUUUUGUUUUUUUGGUCAACAGAAAUCAAAUUUCCCAGUUGACAUUUAACACACCAUGAUCAGCGGUCUGCUCUCCACAUCAUCAGCGGUUCUGCAAGUUUGUUGACAAAUUGCGGUUGAUUUGGGCGUGUCCUUUUUGGUGAGUUGGUCCAGCGGGCGGAGCUCUGAUGAAGCUCCUGGUUGUGUAACCCAAUGAUCCUGGUGUGACAUCGGGCUCUCGGCCUCAGCGACCAGCGGCAGCGCAGCAGCUUCUGAAGGGAAAAUCAAAUCAAUGUUCCAUCGACUGUGCGAGGGUGCGAUGGAAAUCUAAUUAAAGCCCCCCAGGCACAGCUGGUUAUUUCACGCAGCCGAGCAGUACAGCUCUAAAGUCCAGCCAAUGGCAUGCGGACAUGCUCUGACAGACGAGCAUCAGCGCGUGCAAACACGAGCAGAAUCGCAAAGUUAAAAUUUUAAGAUAAAAUUCAAUCAGGUAUAACAGUGUUAAAGCAGUCUGGGGUUGUGUCCACAUUCCCUCACUAUUUAAAACACCUUAAGGUGUUAACCAUUUUGUCCAGGUGUCUGAAUAUACAAUUCCAUAAUCCUGGAAAUUUCCCAGAUGUCUUUGCAAAAAAAUUAGCUUAGAUUGACGGAUAUAACCUGGAAUGGAUUGCGCUUGUAUGAUUUAAGCUUCCAAUUAAUUCAUAAAUAGUUUGUAAAAAAUGUUUAUAUUUAUUAAGCUGAGUCAGAAUUGCGUUAAAAUCCAGGGUACAAGAUAGUCCUGCACUUUUUAGGGGUUAGGAAGUAAAGACAUUCAGACAGAUUCUUAUUUUUUUUUUUUUCUAUGAGUUUUUUUCUCACUGAGAAAGAGGGCCUAAGGUCAAGGAUGUCAGGUUAACUUAGUUAAUUUAGCAACCAGCUACUGUUGGUAUUUUGUGACUGACUUUAUGUCUUUGUGCAGUUACCGGUAAGCACACUGAGAUGAUUGCAUUGCGAUAUUGGGCCAUAUAAAUAAAAAUGAAUUGAAUUGAAUAGACAUAAACUGGAUGUACAGCAGAGUAACGCGACGUGGCUCAGGGCUGCCCCGUGGUGCGUUCAUUCAUUUAUCCUCUUUCCUCAUUUUGCUCUCACUUUGUCAUUGUUGUAGUUGCUAAUUAAUCUGGUCUUCUGUUCUAACAGAUUCUGUUUAUCUAUUGGAGCAGAAGUGUUUCUCUCUACUGUCGUGUCUUUUUUGCUUUUUUUCUCUCAGGAUUUUCUGGAAACCAGUAAUGGAAAUUUUGCUUAAAAGUCACUGAACUCCUGUGGACUGAAAUGUACCAUCUAAGAUGUUUUUUUAUUUUAUGUUUUGCUUUGUUUUGGAUGUUUUAUUUGCUGUGUCUGUAUAGUGUUUAGAGAAAUAAGCAGGUCGCUUGUUAAAUAAACUAUAAAAAUGUUUGAUGUCAGUAGUUUCUCUACAUAGUUAACACAGUUCAGAAAAUUGUUUCCUUAAUUUGUUAACCUACUAAAAUAAAUCUAUUAAUGGGGAUAGAUAGAAAUUAAGUUUAAAAGAAACAUACGUAUGACCUUAUUUGCAGAUCAAACAGUUAAGAGAUGUUCCAGUGUCAAUGCUGCACAUCCUUUUGAUUUAAAAGUAAAUGUGUUUCGAUAACAGAUUGGGGGAAAUUUAAACUGAUUUGUUAGGCUUUGCCCACAUAAAGAUGAGUGUCAUCAGCAUAGUAAGAGAACAGCUUGUUGUUUUAUCCAAAAAUCUACUUUACUAAAUCAUCUAUUAACAGAAGAGUAGGGGUGUAGGCAU